Messenger RNA from Aspergillus mulundensis, 1035 nucleotides. Its product is annotated as alpha/beta hydrolase. The coding region runs from base 1 to 1035 and encodes 344 amino acids. Gene Ontology annotation, molecular function: hydrolase activity. The record is from RefSeq and is a predicted model, not a curated record. The transcript is spliced from 3 exons. Lineage: Eukaryota; Fungi; Ascomycota; Eurotiomycetes; Eurotiales; Aspergillaceae.
AUGGCUGCCCACGAAUCGCUCAACCCGCUGCAUCCCUCGGUGCUCCCCUUGCUCGACCCCGCCUUUGUCAACCUGUACAACACCCACGUCGCCAACACCCCAAACAAACCCAUUGACCUUUCCAUUCUCCGGUCGAAAUACUCCGUCCUCUACUCCUACGGCACCGCUCCAGCACCAGAGCCAGCUCGCGUCUACGAUUCCGCAGUGACCGGCCACAACGGCGAACAGAUUCCAUGCCGCGUCUACGAGCCAGACUCCCCGGGACCAUGGCCUGUCCACAUUGAUUUCCACGGCGGCGGCUGGGGCCUCGGCGACCUCGACACAGAAGCCCACAUCUGCAAGCACCUCUGCGUCAAAGCCAACGUCGCCGUAAUCGACAUCGCGUACCGACUCGUCCCCGAAAUGCCCUUUCCUAUCGGAAUCCAAGACUCGUUUGCCGCGCUGAAAGACGUCUACAAUACGGGCAAGGAGAAGUUCAACAUCGAUCCCACCCGGAUCUCCCUCGGCGGUGUUUCCGCGGGCGGAAAUAUCGCCCUUGUCUGCUGCCAUCUCGCUCGAGAUAACGGAAUACCGAUUAAACUCGCUGCUGUUGGAACUCCCGUCAUCGACGAUAUCUCGCGGUACGAGAGUGCAGCGGACUCGCCUUUCCCGUCAAUGCGGGAAAUGGAGCACGCGCCGACGCUGAACUGGGCGAGGCUCAAGUGGUUCGAUACCCUGAAGUGGGAAUCGUUGUCGGAUGACCCUGCCGUGAAGGGAAAGCAGAUGGAGGAGAUAGGAUGGUGGAAGGAUCUCCUCUCCGCACCGGAUUACUCGCGACUUCCGAAGACGGUCAUCUACACGGCUGGUUGUGAUCCACUGAGAGACGAGGGCGAGGCGUACGCAAGGAAGUUGAUCGAGGCGGGGAGUGAGGUUGUCCAGAAGAGGUUUCAUGGGGUGCCUCAUCCGUUUAUGCACAUGGAUAAGGAUCUCUGGCAAGCGAGAGAGUUCAUUGAUCUGACGGCAGGCCAUAUAAAGUCCGCUCUCCAUAGCUCUUAG